ACUAACUGUCAUAAAAAAAUUGAAAAAAUUGCAUCUUGCUUGUAUUGUAUGCUUUGCGUACAAUUUGCGUACCUUCAUAAGAUUAUAAAAUAGGUAUCAAAAGUCCGAUAAAUUAUUAGAAGCAGCGGUGUCUAAUUACGGAAAUAUAGUAGCGUGUGGUCGCUAGAUCACGCGAUGGAUGUAGACACGGGUGGGAGGCGUUCCCGCUCCCGCAGCAAGUCUGUGGAGUCGGGGCGCGUGUCUGCAGCGGGUUCGCGCGGUAGUUCGGGCUCUGUACGCUCGCGCUCCCGCUCUGGCUCAGCACGCAAAUCUAGGUCCCGCUCUGAAUCGCCUCGCCAUUCCCGCUCCCGCUCUGGAUCACCACGAAAGUCCCGCUCCCGCUCUGGAUCACCACAGAAGUCCCGCUCCCGCUCUGGAUCACCACGCAAGUCCCGCUCCCGCUCUGGAUCACCACGCAAGUCCCGCUCCCGCUCUGGAUCACCACGCAAGUCCCGCUCCCGUUCUGGAUCACCACACAAGUCCCGCUCCCGCUCUGGAUCACCACGCAAGUCCCGCUCCCAUUCUGGAUCACCACACAAGUCCCGCUCCCGCUCUGGAUCACCACGCAAGUCCCGCUCGCGUUCUCGCAGUGGCUCUGGUGCGCGCUCUCGGUCGGGCAGUCACAACUCACGCAGGUCACGGUCCCGUAGCGGCUCACCAGCCAAGUCCAGAUCGCGAAGCCGAUCACCUCGGAAAUCCAGAUCUCGCAGUGGAUCACCUGUAAGCGCUCGAUCCCGAAGCGGUUCUCAGACCAAGUCUAGAUCGCGAAGCAGAUCCGGCGCCAAAUCACGGUCGAGAAGCGGAUCCCCGGCAAAAUCUCGAUCUCGAAGCGGGUCGCGAGCUAAGACGCGUUCUCGUAGCGGCUCCCCAAGGAAAUCCAGAUCUCGUAGUGGAUCUCCAGCCAAAUCAAGAUCGCGAAGUGGAUCUCCCCGCAAGUCUCGAUCUCGAAGCGGCUCCCCCCGCAAGUCGCGGUCCCGCAGUGGCUCGGUGCCGCGCUCGGGCGCGGGUUCUCCGCGGCGGUCGCACUCGGGCUCCAAAUCUAAAUCUCCUGAUCCAGAGACGAGGAAGAGCAGAUCACGCUCUGGGUCCGGGUCCCGCAGGUCGCGCUCCCGCUCCGGCUCGCGGUCCAAGUCGCGGUCCCGCUCUCGCUCGGGAUCCCGCUCCCGCUCCCGCUCCAAGUCCCGCUCACGCUCACGGUCCGGGUCCAGAUCGCGGUCGCGGUCUGGAUCCGCUAAAUCUAGAUCCAGGUCUCCUUCGAGCUCUAGGUCACGCUCAGGGUCCGGCUCGCCGUCACGCAGAGAUGCCAAGAAGCGCCGCGUGGUGCGGCUGCAGUCGGACGACGAGGGCGAGCAGAGCGCCCCCGCCCCCGGCCCCGCCUCCCCCGCCGCCCCCUCCGCCGCGGCCCCCGCCGGCCCCGCGGCCGCCCUCGACGCCGACUCCUCCGACGACGACAUCGCGCCCGACUCCAAGAGCGCGGAGCUGGCGGGCGGCAUGUCGGACUUCGAGCUGAUGCUGGCGCGCAAGAAGGAGGAGCGGCGCGGGCGGCGGCGGCGGCGGGACAUCGACAUCAUCAACGACAACGACGACCUCAUCGCGCAGCUGCUGCGGGACAUGCGGCGGGCCGCCGACGACGACCGCGACCUCAACCGCCGCAACCAGCCCGCCGUGCGCAAGGUGUCCAUGCUCAAGCAGGCCAUGUCGCAGCUCAUCAAGAAGGACCUGCAGCUGGCCUUCCUGGAGCACAACGUGCUCAACGUGCUGUGCGACUGGCUGGCGCCCAUGCCCAACCGCGCGCUGCCCUGCCUGCUCAUCCGCGAGUCCAUCCUCAAGCUGCUGAUGGACUUCCCCGUGAUCGACAAGUCGCUGCUGAAGCAGUCGGGCAUCGGCAAGGCGGUGAUGUACCUGUACAAGCACCCCAAGGAGACCAAGGCCAACCGCGAGCGGGCCGGCCGGCUCAUCUCCGAGUGGGCGCGGCCCAUCUUCAACCUCUCUACAGACUUCAAAGCCAUGUCCCGCGAGGAGCGGCAGGCGCGCGACGAGGCGCAGGCGGCGUCGCAGGCGGCCUCGCUGGCGGGGCCGCAGCGCCGGCGCAGCGACGACCCCGCGGGCGCGGCCGCCGCCAAGCGCGCCCGCGGGCCCGCCGCGCCCGACGAGCCCGGCAGGCCGCUGCGGCCGGGCGAGCCGGGCUGGGUGGCCCGCGCGCGCGUGCCGCUGCCCUCCAACAAGGACUACGUGGUGCGGCCGCGCUCCACCUGCGACGUGGACAUGUCGCGGGCGCAGAAGAAGAAGAUGUCGCGCUACGAGAAGCAGAUGAAGCGCUUCAUGGACCAGAAGCGCAUGAAGUCGGGCAGCCGCCGCGCCGUCGACAUCUCCAUCGAGGGCCGCAAGAUGGCGCUGUGA
This is a messenger RNA of Pectinophora gossypiella (pink bollworm), 2439 nucleotides long. Its product is annotated as IWS1-like protein. NCBI's taxonomy places the organism in Eukaryota, Metazoa, Arthropoda, Insecta, Lepidoptera, Gelechiidae. Bases 175 to 2439 code for a protein of 754 amino acids. The record is from RefSeq and is a predicted model, not a curated record. The transcript has 10 exons. Gene Ontology annotation, cellular component: nucleus. Gene Ontology annotation, biological process: poly(A)+ mRNA export from nucleus.